Molecule: messenger RNA, 786 nt
Organism: Capra hircus (goat)
Lineage: Eukaryota; Metazoa; Chordata; Mammalia; Artiodactyla; Bovidae
Product: zinc finger protein 280B-like
Exons: 1
Biological process (GO): regulation of DNA-templated transcription
Molecular function (GO): DNA-binding transcription factor activity, RNA polymerase II-specific; RNA polymerase II cis-regulatory region sequence-specific DNA binding
Source: RefSeq, a predicted model, not a curated record
GCAAGUCCAGACAAGAUUGUUGAUCCCACAGAAGGAAAUCUGAUUGUGUUACUUCGUGACUUCUACUAUGGAGAGCAUAUAGGAGUUGGGCAGCCAGAACCGAAGACCCACACAGCGUUUAAAUGCCUCAGCUGCUUGAAAGUUCUAAAAAAUGUCAAGUUUAUGAAUCACAUGAAGCACCAUUUGGAACUUGAGAGGCAGAGAGGUGACAGCUGGAAAAACCACACCACCUGCCAGCACUGCCUCCGCCAGUUUCCUACUCCCUUCCAGCUGCAGUGUCACAUUGAAAGUGUCCACACUCCCCAGGGGCCCUCCGCAGUCUGUCAAAUCUGUGAGUUGUCCUUUGAGACAGAUCAGGUUCUCUUAGAGCACAUGAAAGACAAUCAUAAGCCUGGUGAAAUGCCCUAUGUAUGCCAGGUUUGCAGUUACAGAUCAUCAUUUUUUGCAGAUGUGGAUGCACAUUUCCGAGCAUGCCAUGGUAACACUAAGAAUUUACUUUGCCCGUUUUGUCUCAAAAUUUUUAAGACUGCAACAGCAUACAGACGUCAUCAUAGAGGGCACUGGGAAAAGAGUUUUCACCAGUGUUCCAAAUGUCGGCUACAGUUUUUAACUUUCAAAGAGAAAAGGGAACACAAGACCCGGUGUCAUCAAAUGUUUAAGAAGCCUAAGCAGCUAGAAGGAUUGUCUCCUGAAACAAAAGUUGUUAUUCAGGUAUCACUGGAACCCCUUCAAGCAGGAUUGGUGGAAAUAGCAUCCAUUACUGUGAACACAUCUGAUUUUGAAUCA